CGUCACAAGUAUAACGCAAAGAAUGUUACAAGAUACACCACAGCCGUGAAACGAGUCUCAUAAAAUCACGUUUCUUAUCCGCUUAUCAUAAGUUGCAUCACUGGUUCAUUCCAUCCUUUUCUUUUACCGAUUCACUACGUGUGAGAAGAAGACGGACGAUUAAUUUGUCGUGUGGUGGUGUUUCUUUCGCGUUCAGUGUUCGUUCCACCUGACGGGCAAGCGGACGGCCGGUCCAGUCCCGGUUAAGUGAUGUGUGUAAUGUAAUUCGGUUUCGAUAACAAACAUGAUGACUAUGGACAUCGGGAUGUACAAUAACCAGAAUGGGUACAACGCUGAGUACUAUCAGCAGGGAUCUUACCAGACCCCGUAUGAGGGUUAUCACGAGGGCUACUACGAGCCAAGUACGCACUAUUAUGAACCGAUUCUGCACGGACAGCCUGAAACGAACCCAGUGAUAAGCACGGACACAGGGCUGUGUUACACGAACUUGGAUUAUGGAGAAUUGCCCCAAUACCCAAUCCAGCCGUUACCACCGCACUCAGAGACAUUUAAACAUAGAGAAGAUCCAAGACAAGACGAAAUGCUUCACGAACAUAAAUUAGACAAUCACUAUUUAGAGACAAAAUAUAACAUGCACUUUGUGGAUGACACAAUGCAGUAUAGUCAUGGGUCACCACUGCCGUGUGGGGAGUUUGAGGUUCCGUACGUCCCAAAGGAGGAGUUUGGGGGGAUGAGGGAGUUCCCUCGAGAGGGGGACAUGCAACACCACGUGGCGCACCAGACUCAUCCGCAGCAUGCUGUGCCUACGUAUAAGUGGAUGCAGGUCAAACGGAACGUCCCCAAGCCAGCAGUACCCAAACUGAUGAUACCUCCGGCGGACUUCGUGAAUCAAGGUGUCCUAGGAAGUCCCCAGGAUGGGAUGCGAACCCCUACUGGCAGUCAAAUGCUAAGCAACCCCAUCCUCAACUUGAACAACACCGGCAGAACCAACUUCACCAACAAACAGCUUACAGAACUGGAAAAGGAAUUCCACUUCAACAAAUACCUCACGCGAGCGAGAAGGAUAGAAAUAGCCUCCGCUCUACAACUGAAUGAGACGCAAGUCAAGAUCUGGUUUCAGAAUCGACGAAUGAAACAAAAGAAGCGGAUCAAAGAAGGUCUAAUAGUCGCUCCAGAAGUUACACCUUCCACCUCACACGGCAUUGGCUCUAAUGAAAACAGCCGAGAAUCGAGCUAGAGUGAUAAUUGACAUUAAAGUGGAAAAUCUAUAAUAUCAUUCGACUAUGUGCCAAAAUUUUACAACUAUAACCAGUGACAGCCAUCCGUAACUUAAAGAAUCUUUUGACAGUUACCGCUCAAUAUUAAAAAGGUCCUACUGAAUAGUCUUACACCGAAAUUAGUGGCGAUUCGGAAACGAGAUUUAUCGCGAACUAGGAUGUAUGUCACAAUUCAAUAGAAAUCUUUAAAAUUUUAUUUAAUACUAGCUGCCCCGCAAACUUCUUUUCGCCGUAAUGUGAUUCUUUUACUUAGCCUACCUUUUUAGUAGCUAGCUAACAUAUUAUGGAACAUUCGUUGCCUUUUGCGUUCACGAUGUUUCGUUCAAUUUUUCAAAAAAACCUUCCUUAGAGUUCAAGGAAUUAAUAAAAAAAUACUGUAAUUGUUCCAGCCGUCUUCGAGCAACGUAUUGCGAUUAAUUAUUUAUAUUUAAUGUAUAAUUUUGGCAAAUAGUAAUAAAAACAUUUCCCAGGGUUUUGAGAACAGUGGCUAGUCUACGAUGAUAAAUAUCCCUGUCAAAAUGUAAGCUCAAAUAGAUUAAGCUUCAUAUUGUAGAUUAGAAUUACGUUAGUCGUAAUGAUUGCAGAUAAUUAAUUUAAUAUUUUGUAAUUUUUGCGUAAAAUGAUGCUAGCGUAUUGUUAAUUUAUAAGAUUUUUAAUAAUUUUAUAGGUGCUUCAUUGUUUAAAUGUGGAAUGAGAUUAUUUACUUUAAGUUUGCAACAUUAAAAUUGAACAUACCCAGGCCAUUUAUGUAUAUUCAGAUACGGAAAUAUAACGUAGAGGAAUGUUAGUCUGUGGUUCAGUAAAAUACCGAUUUUGAUUUUUUUACUUUCAAUUGAUGGUUUUACGGCAACAUAUUCUUCAAAAUGGCAAAUACUAGUGCAGACUUAAAAAUGGUGGCGUAUUUAAAAUAGUUUAGUCAGGCCGUUUUAAAAAGGCCAGAUAUUAUAAAUUCCUUGGGUUCUCCAAUAGUUUUCGGGCGAUCAUAAACUUCAUAGAUUUAGCGCUAAUUUAACAUGGAUUUUUUUGUCAUAGACAUGCCGGUUUCUCCGGGGUAUUUGUUGUACACAAAACAGUUGUACGGAAGUUGAACAUCACAUAAAACUUUGGUUUUGAAUUAAACGGCUGGGUAUUUUCAAUAAAUGCCAACUCAAUUUUAUACGUUUUUACAUUGUAUAAUGCUUUUCGUUUAUAGAAUAUUUUUACCAAAGCUGCUAAAACUUAUUUAUUAAGCAACAUUACAAUAAUUCUAAGUAAUGUACAGGAUAUAAAAUAACUGUAUAUAAUUACAAUUGGUCUUUAGAUUUGACUGUGUGUACAUUUUUGUAUUGUUAAGUAUUUUAAAUUCAUCAAUAAAUUAAUUGCUCUAUUUUCAA
Molecule: messenger RNA, 2650 nt
Organism: Pieris napi
Lineage: Eukaryota; Metazoa; Arthropoda; Insecta; Lepidoptera; Pieridae
Product: homeobox protein Hox-D1-like
Exons: 2
Coding region: 284-1237 (317 amino acids)
Biological process (GO): regulation of transcription by RNA polymerase II
Cellular component (GO): nucleus
Molecular function (GO): DNA-binding transcription factor activity, RNA polymerase II-specific; RNA polymerase II cis-regulatory region sequence-specific DNA binding
Source: RefSeq, a predicted model, not a curated record